Messenger RNA from Dermatophagoides farinae (American house dust mite), 1007 nucleotides. Its product is annotated as transcription initiation factor TFIID subunit 8-like. Lineage: Eukaryota; Metazoa; Arthropoda; Arachnida; Sarcoptiformes; Pyroglyphidae. The record is from RefSeq and is a predicted model, not a curated record. Gene Ontology annotation, cellular component: transcription factor TFIID complex. Gene Ontology annotation, molecular function: protein heterodimerization activity. Gene Ontology annotation, biological process: transcription initiation at RNA polymerase II promoter.
AACACACACAUGAUUGUGGUAGAAAAUUUUAAUUUUUCAUGCUUGAUAAUGAUCUAAUUUUCAUAAUAAAAUUAUAUCGACAUCAAAAAUGGAAUCAUCAACCUAUCCAUCAACUACGGCCAUUUCGGCUAGACGAAAAGUUUUAUUUGCAGUGAUUGCUGCCACUUGUCAAGAGGUUGGAUUUCAUUCUGCAGAUAAUUAUGUUCUCGAUGUUUUGAUGCAAAUGUUUCAGUCAUUUUUAAGCGAAUUAAGUUACACUGCUAAAUGUUUUACCGAACAUUCUGGUCGAAGUGAACCUUUAGCGGGCGAUAUCUAUAUGGCUUUGGUUGAAAUGGGUUUCAAUGUUCCUUCAUUAUGUCAAUAUGCACAACGAUCGAAUCGAAUAAUGAUACCGAAUCCAUCAUAUAUGCCUAAACAACAACCACCUAAAAUCCUACAAACCGGUAAACGGCGACAACAUCCAAGCUAUAUUCCAGAUUAUUUGCCACCAUUCCCUGAUUCACAUUCAUAUAUUGGUACACCAACAUUUAAACAACCAAUAACCGACUAUGAAACAUUACGAGAAAAAUCAUCGAUGCAAAAACGUGAUGUUGAACGAGCAUUGACACGGUUCAUGGCACGAACAUCGACAUCGAAUUCCUAUUCAUUGUUUACCGAUAAACAAUCACAUCUAUUUCCAUUGAUUGGAAUCAAAAUGAAUAAUGUACCAUAUUUAUCGGCAUUAUUGCCAAAAGAUCGUAUUUGGAAUGCUCAAGACAAUCAAUUUCAAUCGAUUUUAACUGCCAAUAAAAAAUCAUCAACAUUAAUACCGGCAACAUCUACAUUGAAUACAACAACAACAACAACAACAGGAGCGGUCGAUGACGCUAUAAAAUUAAAUGAAUCAAUCGAUUCAAAAGAUGAUCCAUUGAAUCCUAAUAAUAAUAAUAAUAGUGUUGAUGUAAUUGAAAAUCCAUUCCUUUUACCGCCAAAGAUCGUAAAUUUUCAAUGAUGAAAAGAAAAGAAAA